GACCCCACAAAACUCCCCGUUAUCCCCCACCCGGACAAUCUUCCUUCAGGCUUCAGCUGUCCGCCCGCGGCCCACCCCUCCGCCGUCUCCACCAUUCCGCCGUUCCCACCACGCCACUCGCCAGUUCGGCACUCCCUCCUGUCUCCCCCCCUUGCCGAGACGGCGCGGACGCCCCGUCGCCCACCCCGAUGGCUGCCACUCUCCUCCACGCCGCCACCGCCUCGCUCCAGAGCUCCUCCCAGCCCGCACGCGCGGGCGCCGCCACCGCCUUUCACCCCCUCGCGUCCACCCCAUCCAUACGCCUCGCGCGCUCCUCGUUCUCGUCCAAUCGCCGCCUCGAGGUUUCACUCCGGGCGGUUUCGGCCGGUCACUGUUUCGCGGGGAGGGGAGCACCCCGGGGCCGCCGCGUCGUCGCCGCCCUAGCAGGGGAGCAAACUGAGGGUUCAGAGGUGGGCGAUGACAAGGAUAACAGCAACGAGGAGAUAAAGCCCGAGGAGGCUCAGGAAGCUUGGAAGGUAAUGCUGGAGCAGUUCAAGGCUGAGGCCCUGCGGAUGCAGGCCCUGUCAAUGCAGGCAUAUGAUGUCUACUCCAAGAGGGCGAGGGAGGUCUUGCUGGAAGCCUCUGAGAAGCUGAAGAUACAGGCAGACAAAGCACAAAAGGACCUCAGCGUGAUCGCUACCGAGGUUAGUCAGGAGGGACAGGAAUAUCUGGUGAUGGCAGCUCGGAACUCCCCAGACUCGAUCAAGGAUAUUACAACAACGUUCAGGGCUCUUGGGAGAUUGAAUUGGCCAUCAGAGUAUGAGGAUUAUCAUGUUGGCAUUCCGUUUGGUACCUUUCUUACAGUAGGGGGUUUCCUCAACUUCAUGUUGACUGGAAGUACCUCUGCUCUUCGUUUUGGUAUUGUUCUUGGCCUUGCACUGUUGACUCUAGGUAUCUCAAGUUUGAGAUCACAUAGAGAAGGCGACCGUCGGCCUCGUCUUUUGGUGAAAGGGCAAGCUGCAAUAGCUCUUGUCAUCUUCUUCAGGGAGUUUUCAGUUCUACUCCAGAAUGGUUGGUUCCCAAAAAUCUUCAUUGUUCUUCUCAGUGGAGUGGUGGCAGCAUUUUACUUCUAUCGCAUUGCAACUGGUAACCCCAAAGAUCUGAGCAGCAAGAAUGAUUCAGCGAAUUAAUGCUUAAAUCGUAUCUCAUGCAGCACUGGGACGAGUCAGAUGGUCAGUGGGACGUAGACCCAGAAGAUUAUGGUCUCUUCCUUUCCAUUUUCUUCAUCGGCCUUCAAUUGAGGCAAAGCUCGGUCCUAGCGUCUAAGAUGUCUGCGUGAUGAUACAUGGAUUCAAAAGAAUUGUUUGCUUAUCUGGCCCACUUCCCGCACUCCUUUGUUCCUUUACUCGUGUAAUAUACUCCGAUGUCAGGCCCGCUUAAACAACAGUAAUAAACGACCUUCGAAGGUCAUGUAGUUAUCAGUUC
Messenger RNA from Zea mays, 1464 nucleotides. RefSeq names its product non-green plastid inner envelope membrane protein. Bases 189 to 1169 code for a protein of 326 amino acids. Gene Ontology annotation, cellular component: chloroplast inner membrane. Gene Ontology annotation, biological process: fatty acid transport. NCBI's taxonomy places the organism in Eukaryota, Viridiplantae, Streptophyta, Magnoliopsida, Poales, Poaceae. The record is from RefSeq and is marked validated. Gene Ontology annotation, molecular function: fatty acid transmembrane transporter activity. The transcript is spliced from 7 exons.